Molecule: messenger RNA, 1674 nt
Organism: Oppia nitens
Lineage: Eukaryota; Metazoa; Arthropoda; Arachnida; Sarcoptiformes; Oppiidae
Product: ankyrin-1-like
Exons: 9
Coding region: 265-1674 (469 amino acids)
Cellular component (GO): nucleus; cytoplasm
Molecular function (GO): protein binding
Source: RefSeq, a predicted model, not a curated record
GAAUUUGAAAAUUUAUGUUAAAAACAGACUUUCUUUGACUUUAAAGCUUUUCAAAACAAACUUUGUUUCCAAUGAAAAGUCUAAAUCAUCUGAUUUGUGGUGAAAACUAUUCAUUUAAUAACAAUCGAUAACUGAGUUGUGUUAACAUUAUUGUGAUUGUGAUCUCAUUAUAAAAACAUCAAUAAAAGUUUCAAUUGACUGGUAAUCAACAAAAUAUAUUUGUUUUUAUUAAAAAUCAACGAAAUCUCUGUGAUUAUUAAAGAGAUGCCUUCUCUACCAUGUCUUCAAACUCUUCAGCGAGAGUUAGCCGACUCUAUCAUACGGUGCGCUCCUUUGGAUGACAUUAGGAUAUUGUUGGCCUGCGGUGCUAAAGUCAAUGAGCCCGUAACCCAAGGGCUCCGACCUUUACAUUAUGCAACCUAUCAAAAGUAUGUCGAAGCUGUCAAUCUUCUACUUGUUCGCGGCAGUGAUGUCGACGCCAUGGAUGAAGUCGGCUAUACAGCACUACACUUGUGCGCUGAACGUGGAUAUAGUGACCUCAUGCAGAUGCUUAUGGAUCACAGUUGUCGAGUAAAGUUCACAGAACUACAACCCGACGAUAAGGCAUUAGGCAAUCCUCCAAGAGCUACAUUAGCUGAUGAGCCCUUAAGAUUGGCCAUAAAGAAUGGCCACAAAGAGUGCGCUGAAAUAUUGCUGAAGAGUGGCGCCGAUCCUAAUGCCCGCUACUUCUUGGGCUCCGAAAUUAAUCUGAUAUCUCCACUGAACAUCUCAUUCUUGGAAAUGCUUCUUAAGUACGGAGCCUGUCCUGACUCAAGAGACAGAUCUGGUUUAACACCAUUGAUGAAAGCCUGCAGACAUCCACAGGGAUACGCGGCGGCAAAAAUACUGCUUCAUUACGGGGCUGACCCUAACGCCAUGACCUCAGAGCGUCACGAUCACCGAACAGUGCUUCAUUAUGCCGUCCUCAGUGGUAAUAUCGAUAUCGUGCGUCUGCUUCUCCAUCACACGGCUAACGUACGGUUUCCGUCGGAGUUUCAAAAGCCAACACCAUUGGACUUCGCUAUUCUGCGGGGAAACGUUGAAAUGGUUAAACUGUUGAUCAACGCCGGCGCAGAUGUGAAUGUCGGCUCACCCAUCAUAGGACUGCCCCUUCAUAUUGCACUUUCCGAGAAGGUCGAAAACAAAGAAGAAAUCGUGAAAAUUCUGUUGGAGGCCGACGCAGAUCCAAACGCUAUAACCGUCGAUGAAAGAGGUCCUCUAUUGAAACCACCGAUGGGAGAGUAUUUCAACUCAUCGGAAACACCCAAUUGUGAAAUAAUAAGAUUAUUACUCAAAUAUGGGGCACGAAUUAUCAUCAAAGCACAAAUUGCAAAUCCUAUCGGAAUAUUAAAAGUGAUGCACAGGAUCCAUUUAAACAUAAGUCUGGAUAUCAUGAAUUUGGUGUUAGAAAUGGCCGAAUCGUUUAGUAUCGCCUCAAUCAAGAGGUGUUCACUUUUAUCAAAUUCUCAAAGAGAAGUCAUUUUAAAAACAGCUGUAAAUCCGAUUCCACUGAAACACACCGUCCGAAUGGAAGUCAGACGACUACUCGGCAAUUAUGGACACAUUGUCAUCGAGAAGAUAGAUCUGUUGCCUAUACCGGCUCUCAUCAAAAAAUACCUUUUGUAUGAAAUUUAG